This is a messenger RNA of Penicillium canescens, 1128 nucleotides long. RefSeq lists its product as uncharacterized. Bases 1 to 1128 code for a protein of 375 amino acids. Lineage: Eukaryota; Fungi; Ascomycota; Eurotiomycetes; Eurotiales; Aspergillaceae. The record is from RefSeq and is a predicted model, not a curated record. The transcript has 2 exons.
AUGGCUCAGGCAUCCCCCACCUUCACACCAGACUGUGAAUUCACCGAACUCGAAACCCCGCGCGGGCCUAGGGGUGGAAGCUUAUCGAUAUCUGCCUUGGCCCGGUUCGAAUUCGAGGCGGGCAAAGGAAACGACGGCACUAAGAUCCUGAUGAUCGAGUGGGAGGACGAUGAUCUCACUCGAUCGUCUGUUGAAGGAUCGUGGCAUGUAUCCUGGGCUGGAAAGACAUCUGUAUUGCCCGCCGAUGAACGGCCGAGUGAUAGCUUACGGCGCUUUUACUUCUUGCUUCCGCCGCAUGCCACCAUCCCUCCUGUCGUCACCCUUUCAUACGAGCCGCGGUCUGCGCCUUCAGAGGCAAAUGACACCACCGUCCCUCCACCUUCGAAGGCACGGGAAGCUCUUCAGCUCAAUCCCCUCCCCGCCAUAUUUCCUCCUGAGUUGGGUGCCACAGGCCGUGCAGCGGGCAAGAAGGGCGUGUUGCACACAAUUUGGGGAAAGAAAAGACUCCGCGUUCUUGAGAAAGAGAUCGCUGCUGAAUCUCAGAAUAAUGUAGAAGGAAUUGCUCUGCACAUGGCCAUUCAAGAGAAGGAGUGGAUUGAGGAUAACUUCGGCGUAAUUCCGCGAGCUGGUGACGGCCUCGGCAGCAGCCACGAUUCCUCGAAUUCGUCCUCUGUGUAUCCCGCAACUCCUGUGUCACCUAUCAGCGGAAGGAAGCUGUCCGACAAGCUCAAAGGACUGAAGCUGCAAACUAGUGAGAAGGAAUUGUCGACGAAUGGUGGCUCACCUCCAGAUACUGCCCAUCUCCUGUCGCCCCAGUCGCCUGAUGUUGCCGUUUCUUCGUUCAGCUCCUUCCGCAAGAACAUCCAUUCCAUGCCGACGCCAGUCACCAAUCCCACUUCAACUCCAAUGUCAACUAACAACCCCUCGGCCCCCGAAUCACUUAGGCCUGUAGCUCUCUUCCCCCCAGAAGAUAUACAGGAAGCCCAGCAAAACAGUGGACCCACCGGAUUCGCAGCCAUGGGCAGCGCGCUCACCCACGUCCCGAGCAACGACAGCGACGAGCUGUUCGCAAAGGCCCUGAGCCCGCGCUCACCGGAUCUUCCCCGGAGCCCAUUCUCGUUUACUUGA